Molecule: messenger RNA, 957 nt
Organism: Rotaria sp. Silwood2
Lineage: Eukaryota; Metazoa; Rotifera; Eurotatoria; Philodinida; Philodinidae
Source: the annotation of a GenBank genome assembly
AUGCUAACAGAUGGUGGUAAAUCUUUAUGUUAUCAAUUACCAGCUGUUCUUGAUACUAGUGUUACAUUGGUUUUUGCAUCUUUACGUUCACUUAUAUUUGAUCAAAAACAACGAUUCCAUUUCUUAAAUAUUUCAUGCCAUGAUUUUCGUCGUGAUUAUUCACAACUUGGUCAAUUAAAACUUAAUUAUCCAAAAAUAAAUAUAACAUUAUUAACAGCAACAGCAACAUUACGUGUACAACAAGAUAUUCUUCAGCAACUUAAUAUAACUGGAAAUUAUAAAUUAUUUACACAAUCAUUUAAUCGAUCAAAUCUUAUUUAUGAAUGUAUAUCAAAAGAAAGUAAUGAUCUAGCACUUAGUCAAAUAGCAAAUUUAAUUAAAAUAAGUUAUCAAAAUCAAUGUGGUAUUAUUUAUUGUUUUUCACGUGCUGAUUGUGAUCGAGCGGCUCAAUAUUUAUUAGCUCAUAAUAUUCAUGCACUUUCUUAUCAUGCUGGUUUAAAUGAUUCAUUACGACAAACAAUACAUAUGAGAUGGAUUAAUGAUGAAUGUCAAGUUAUUUGUGCAACAGUAGCAUUUGGUAUGGGUAUUGAUAAAAAUAAUGUUCGCUUUGUUAUUCAUUUUUCGAUGCCACAAUCAAUUGAGGGUUAUUAUCAAGAAUCAGGUCGAGCUGGACGUGAUGGUGAAAUUGCUAAUUGUCAUCUUUUUUAUUGUUAUGAAGAUUUUAUUAAAAUGAAACGACUUAUAUUAUAUGAUGAUGAAUCGAAAUCUUCCAUGCAAACAAAACAAGUUCGUAUUAAUAAUAUUAAUCGUGUUUAUGAUUUUUGUCUUAAUAAUGUAACUUGUCGACGAACACAGCUUUUAGAAUACUUUGGUGAAUUAUUUCCAUCAUCUGAAUGUAAACGUAUAAUAUCAACUGAAUGUGAUAAUUGUCGACAAGUUACAUUAUUAAGACAAUAA